This is a messenger RNA of Pocillopora verrucosa, 6022 nucleotides long. The record is from RefSeq and is a predicted model, not a curated record. Lineage: Eukaryota; Metazoa; Cnidaria; Anthozoa; Scleractinia; Pocilloporidae.
GCUUUGGAGAACCACCACUAUGAGUGUCUUCAGCUUCAAUAAGAUCGUUCUUUUCGAAGUUAUUCUUCUAAUUGGAUUUGUCCAUGGAGACUGCAACUCACCUCUUGGUUUACAAAGCGAGGAUAUUCCCAAUUCAGACAUCACCGCCUCCUCCGAGUGGGCUGCAAACCAUGGGCCCAGCAAUGCAAGGCUCAAUCGUCCAGCUGGUGGAGGUAGAACUGGAGCCUGGUCUGCCAGAGCAAAUAAUAUGGGACAGUGGAUACAGGUGAACCUUCGUCAACUAACUCGAGUCACUAAGGUGGCAAUUCAAGGAAGACAAGACCAUCCACAAUGGGUUACUGCAUUUAAAAUAUCUUACAGUCUGGAUGGAAAACACUUUGAAUAUCAACAAAAGAUAUACUACGGAAACAAUGACAGAAACAGCAUUGUUUUUAACAUUUUAAUGGCACCGAUCGAGGCUCGCUUCGUUCGUCUACAUCCAUACGCAUGGCAUGGACAUAUCUCUUUGAGGAUGGAAUUUUAUGGUUGCAGCUUAAAGCCAGAGUGCGCUCGCCCCUUGGGCUUGGAGAACUACCGGAUUCCUGAUUCAGCCAUUGCAUCUUCUUCGGAGUGGGACUCCAACCAUGGACCUACCAAUGCCAGACUUAACAGACCUAGUGGUGGCGGGAAGACUGGUGCCUGGUCAGCCAAGAGAAACGAUAGAAACCAGUGGAUUCAAGUGACAUUUCCCGAGAUCACUAAAGUGACAAGAGUUGGAAUCCAAGGCAGAUAUGAUUACAAUCAGUGGGUUACCAAGUUCAAAGUGUCUUAUAGUCUUGAUGGUAUUGACUUCGUUAUCCUCGGCAAGAUAUACAACGGUAACAGCAACCGUAACAGCAUUGUGGUCAACGAUUUAGGGGCACCCAUUCAAGCUCGUGUAGUACGCAUCAAUCCAGUCGAAUGGUAUGGACACAUAUCCCUGAGGAUGGAGCUGUACGGCUGUCGUUUGUCAUCAGAAUGCGCAACCCCCUUGGGAAUGGAGAACAGGGUUAUCCCCAAUUACGCCAUAACAGCUUCCUCAGAGUGGGCAGCAAAUCAUGGUGCGUCUAACGCAAGACUGCAUCGCCCAGCAGGAGGUGGAAGGACUGGUGCCUGGUCUGCCAAGACAAACGACAAAUCACAAUGGAUUCAGGUGGAUCUUCGCGGAAAAUUCAAAGUGACCAAGAUAUUAACACAAGGAAGGCAUGAUUAUGCGCAAUGGGUGACCCAGUACAAGGUGUCCUACAGCUCAGAUGGGGUGCAUUUCAGUGAUCAAAAUAAAGUGUAUCAAGCCAACAAAGAUCAAAACACCGUGGUAGUGAACACUUUAGAGUACCCGAUAGAGGCGCGCUUUAUACGUCUCAACCCUAAACAGUGGUUUGGUCACAUCUCUUUGCGAAUGGAGCUUUAUGGUUGCAGUUUGAAUUCAGAAUGCAUGUCUCCCAUGGGAAUGGAAAAUAAAUUUCUUCCAAACUACGCAAUUACAGCCUCUUCUGAGUGGGCGUCAAAUCAUGGAGCUUCAAACGCAAGGCUGUAUCAUAUAGCAGGCGGUGGAAGGACUGGUGCAUGGUCUGCAAGAACAAAUGACAAAUCACAGUGGAUUCAGGUGGAUCUUGGAACAGUCAAAAGAGUGACGCAAAUUGCCAGUCAAGGCCGAUCAGAUUAUGCUCAGUGGGUUACAAGAUACAGAGUGUCUUACAGCUCUUUUGGAAAAGUUUUCCACAUCCAAGAUCAUGUUUACCAAGCCAACAGUGACCAACAUAGCGUUGUUGUAAAUACUCUUGUCAAACCAAUUGAGGCUCGUUUCUUCAGGAUAAAAGUUGAAGGAUGGCAUGGUCACAUUUCCAUGAGGUUUGAACUGUAUGGAUGUCAUGUUCAUUCAGCAUGUGUGUCACCCCUUGGACUAACCAGUAAGAAAUUACCAAACUCGGCAUUAACUGCCUCUUCUGAGUGGGCGGGAAACCAUGGGGCCAGCAAUGCAAGGCUCUACCAUGUUUCAGGUGGCGGGAGGACUGGAGCGUGGUCUGCUAAAUUCAAUAACAAGGGUCAGUGGUUAGAAGUUGAUCUUGGUGAGACGACCAAAGUUACAAUGGUAGUAACACAGGGACGGUACGACUAUGAUCAGUGGGUGAAAAGUUACAAAGUGGCCCACAGUAAAUAUGGCGAUCAUUUUGAAUUCCAAAACAAGGUAUAUCAAGCUAACGGAGAUAGGAAUGGUGUAAUCAUUAAUAGGUUGAUCCAACCAAUCGAAGCCCGUUUCGUCCGUAUUUAUCCAGAGACUUGGCACGGCCACAUAUCUAUGAGAGUGGAAUUGCAUGGCUGCGAAAUCCGGUCUGGUUGUAAUCUUCCCCUGGGAAUGGAAAACUACCAUAUACCUGACUCAGCCAUAGCAGCCUCUUCACGGUGGGAUCCAAACCACGGACCAAACAAUGCCAGAAUCUACCACAUGGCUGGGGGUGGAAGAAGAGGAGCUUGGUCUGCGAAAGCAAAUGACAAGGGACAAUGGAUUCAAGUAAAUCUUAGAAAAGCUAUGAAGGUGACCAAAAUUGGAAUGCAAGGUCGUCAGGAUUACGCCCAGUGGGUCACCAAGUACAGAGUGGCUUACAGCACGGAUGGUCAGCACUUUUCAGUUCAAAAUCAGAAAUAUUCAGGAAACAGGGAUCAAAAUACUCUUGUUAUAACUGACGUGGCCCAGUCAAUUAAGGCACAGUAUAUCCGAAUCCUUCCUCAAGAAUGGCAUGGACACAUCUCUCUGAGGAUGGAGUUGUACGGCUGCGACACUUCAGGGGCUAUCGACGGUGGUUACUCCGAAUGGGAAGACUGGGGAGAAUGCUCGGUGUCAUGUGGAAGAGGAUCACGUUCAAGGAGACGAUCAUGCAAUAAUCCUGUUCCACAGAAUGGUGGUUCAGACUGCUCAUCCCUGGGACCUAUGGAGGAAUUUGAGUCCUGUAAUAUGCAACCUUGCAGGGAUUGUGACACCCCUCUGGGAAUACAAAGUGGAGAUAUUCCAAACUCCGACAUCACAUCUUCUUCCGAAUGGGAUGCAAACCACGGGCCCAGCAAUGCAAGGAUCAAUCGUCCUGCUGGUGGAGGUAAGACUGGAGCCUGGUCUGCCAGAGCAAACGACAUGAAACAGUGGAUACAGGUGAACCUUCGUCAACUGACUCGUGUGACUAAGGUGGCAAUUCAAGGAAGACAAGACCAUCCACAAUGGGUUACUGCAUUUAAAAUAUCUUACAGUCUGAAUGGAAAACAUUUUAAAUAUCAAGAAAAGAUAUACAGUGGAAACAAUGACCAAAACAGUGUUGUCGUGAACACCUUGGUAGAACCAAUCGUGGCCCGGUUCAUCCGCCUUCAUCCGUACGUCUGGCAUAGACACAUUUCGUUGAGAAUGGAGCUUUACGGUUGCACACUAGGACAAGAAUGCAAAUCUCCCCUGGGUAUGGAAAACUACAGGAUCCCAAAUUCAGCAAUCACAGCCUCAUCAGAGUGGGACGCCAACCAUGGACCAACUAAUGCCAGACUUAACAGACCCAGUGGCAGUGGGAAAACUGGUGCCUGGUCAGCCAAGAGAAAUGAUGCCAACCAGUGGAUUCAAGUGACGUUUUCUGAAGUCACUAAAGUGACAGGAGUUGGUAUCCAGGGUAGAUAUGACUACAAUCAGUGGGUUACCAAGUUCAAAGUGUCUUACAGUCGUGAUGGUAUUCACUUCGUUAUCCUCAGCAAGAUAUACCAAGGAAACAACAACCGAAACGGAAUCGUUUUAAACGAUUUAGGAACAUCAAUUAUAGCUCGUGUAGUUCGCAUCAAUCCAGUUGAAUGGUAUGGACACAUAUCCCUGAGGAUGGAGCUGUACGGCUGCCGUUUACCAUCAGAAUGUUCCAGACCUCUGGGUAUGGAAAACCAGCUCAUCCCCGACUACGCCAUAACAGCAUCUACUGAGUGGGCAGCAAAUCAUGGAGCCUCUAAUGCAAGAUUGCACCGCCCAGCAGGCGGUGGAAGGACUGGUGCCUGGUCUGCGAAGAGAAAUGACAAAUCACAAUGGAUUCAGGUGGAUCUUCGUGAAAGAUACAAAGUGACAAAGGUUCUAACACAGGGAAGACAGGAUUAUGCGCAAUGGGUGACCCAAUUCAAAGUUUCAUAUAGCGUGGACGGAACUAACUUUAUAUUUCAGAACAAGGUGUACCAAGCUAACAGCAACCAGAAUACAGUUGUGGUGAACGCUUUAGAGAAGCCCAUACAGGCGCACUUCAUACGUCUUCAUCCCCAGAAGUGGUAUGGUCACAUAUCUUUGAGGAUGGAACUGUACGGCUGCAGUUUGAAAGCAGAUUGUACUUCGCCGAUGGGAAUGGAAAAUAAGAUGCUACCAGACUACGCAAUAACAGCCUCGUCUGAGUGGGCUGCAAAUCAUGGAGCCUCAAAUGCGAGGCUGUACUUUAUGGCAGGUGGAGGAAGAACUGGUGCCUGGUCUGCCAGAACAAAUGCAAAAUCACAGUGGAUUCAGGUGGAUUUUGAAAAAAUGAAGAGAGUGACGCAAAUUGCUAGUCAAGGCCGUUCAGACUACGCACAGUGGGUAACGAGAUACAGAGUGUCUUAUAGCACAUUUGGAAAGACGUUUAAGUCCCACGAUCAUGUUUACUCAGCUAACAGCGAUCAACACAGUGUUGUUGUCAAUACCCUCGUCAAACCCACUGAAGCUCGUUUUUUCAGGAUAAAUGUUGAGGGAUGGCAUGGCCACAUUUCAAUGCGGUUUGAACUGUAUGGAUGCGAUGUUUUUGAAGCAUGUGUGUCGCCGCUCGGACUAACCAAUAAGAAAUUACCUAACUCGGCACUAACUGCGUCUUCUGAGUGGGAUAGAAACCAUGGACCCAGCAAUGCAAGACUCUAUCGUGUGUCAGGUGGUGGAAGGAGUGGAGCCUGGUCUGCUAAACUGAACAAUAAAGGUCAGUGGUUGGAAGCAGAUCUUGGUGAAACGACAGCUGUCGCCAUGGUGGCGACUCAGGGACGAUACGACUAUGAUCAGUGGGUAAAGAGCUUUAAAGUGGCUUACAGCAAGUACGGGAGUCAUUUUGAAUUUCAAAACAAGGUGUAUGAUGCAAAUACCGACAGAAACAGUGUAAUCGUCAAUGAAUUGAUUCGACCAAUCAAGGCGCGUUUCGUUCGCAUAUAUCCUGUGUCUUGGCAUGGGCACAUGUCUAUGAGAAUGGAAUUUUAUGGCUGUGAGAUCCAUACAGAAUGUUCGUUGCCCUUGGGAUUGGAGAAUAACUACUUACCAGAUUCAGCAAUAACUGCUUCGUCAGUGUGGGAUGCAAACCAUGGACCAAAUAAUGCCAGAAUAUAUCGCAUGGCCGGAGGUGGAAGAACAGGGGCCUGGUCUGCGAAGACAAACGACAAGGGACAAUGGAUUCAAGUAAAUCUUGGAAAAAUUACCACGGUGACCAAGAUAGGGAUCCAGGGUCGUCAAGAUCACGCUCAGUGGGUCACAAACUACAAGGUGUCGUACAGCCAGGACGGUCAACACUUUGCAAUUCAGAAUCAGGAAUAUGUUGGGAGUAAAGAUCAGAAUACCCUCGUUAUCAACGACUUGAUAAAAUCAAUCAAGGCAAAGUACGUCCGCAUCCUUCCACAAGGAUGGCAUGGACACAUCUCAAUGAGAAUAGAGCUCUACGGUUGUGUCUCAAUAAUUGAUGGUGGUUUUACUGAAUGGAGUGAGUGGAGCGCUUGCUCGGCAAAAUGCGGCUAUGGAAUACAAGAACGAGUGCGUACAUGCACCAGCCCCCCUCCGUCAAAUGGUGGAAAAGACUGUGAAGGAGCAAACAAGCAGCUUCAGACAUGCACCAGCGGUGAAUGCUCCGAAUCUAGAAAUCCGUGGCAGAAAUGAGUUGAACAACCAUGAAGAGUACUAAACAUCGACAAAUGGACUGAUAUUACUUGUAGAACAAAAAUGAUGAUUAUCAAGAGUAAAGGGAUUAGAAAAUUUUAGGUUGUAUCAGAAUUGACAAAG